ACCUGGGAAUUAUUGAACCCACCGAUCUAGCUACCCAAGGCACUUGGAAGAAGAAGAAGAAGAUCAUAUUCCAUACAGACGUCAAUCAAGACAUCAUGGCCCCCUCAGCUAUCACCGAGACCCUCUCAAGCACCUUGACCCUCAAGGGUGGAGAUAAGCCAACAGAGGCAAUCAAGCAUGACGCCACCGAAGGCAGGGAGAAGACUCCUUUAGAGGCCAUCUCGCACGGCAUGGUGAUGCCGGGCAUUCCCACAUUCCCAACUUACACAGCGCACAGGAGGCACAUCCUUGUGCACAUGUCCGCCACGUUCCGCUUCUUCGCGCGAUGCGGCUUCACCGAAGGGCAGUCGGGGCACAUCUCGGUGCGAGACCCAGAGUUCAACGGGCUCAUGUGGAUGAACCCUCUAGGUCGACACUUCGGCAUGCUGACGGCAGGUGACAUGAUAUGUCUGGACAUCGCGACCGGCAAAGUCGUCGGCGGCAACACCUCCCGGCCCGCCAACGCCGCAGGUUACCUGAUCCACUCCGCCGUCCACAAACGGCGUCCGAACGACAUCCACGCCAUCUGCCACGCACACUCCAACGCAGGCCGGGCCUGGAGCGUAUUCGCUCGUCCCCUGGAAAUGCUGAACCAAGACGUGUGUAAUUUCUACGACGCGCACGCCGUGUACGCCCGCUACGGGGGCAUCGUGUUCGCGGCCGAAGAAGGGGACCACAUCGCCGCGGCGCUAGGCGACCGCAACAGAGGCGUCAUCCUCAUGAACCACGGCCUACUGACCGUGGGCUCGACCGUCGACGAGGCGGGCUUCAUGUUCGGCCUGCUCGAUCGCGCCUGCGCCAUGCAGCUGCAGGUCGAAGCCGCCGCCGCCAACGGCAUCCCCAAGCACGUUAUCGGCGACGAGGAAGCCGCCUACAACUUCAAGAUGGCGAGCGAGGUCAACGCGCUGUACCGCGAGGCCCAACCCGACAUCGAGUACGAACUCGAGGCGGCGGGCGGCGACGACGCCCUGGCCAGGGGCUUUGAGAACCUGCGGGUGGCGCCGUAAAGGCCUUCGGUCUGGAACGCUGCGAGAUCGUACGUGAAAAACAGCUGCGACCCGCCGUCGGCGAAUAGAUGACGCCCAUCUGCCGAUAUGUGCAUUGCAGCUGCGAACGGUGAUAGGCGCGGACAUGAGUUUGUGCUCGUUAACCAAACCAUGAAAAGGUAGGGGGGUAGGGGAGGUAAGGGGGGAUAAUACAUACAUACAUAAAUUGAACAAGGUCGGCUAAGGGCAAGUAUGUAUCCAUUCGACCCUUGACGCGUUACCUACGGCGCUUCGUGGGGGUGGGAAAAAGGACCAUGGUAUGUAACCCUCACGAGACUAGGUGCAGAACGCAGGAUCCUACAUAGCACGUACAUAUGUAAUAUACCUACCUACCCCUACCUCCCUACAUACAUGAACGUAUACAUGUGAACAAAAAAAAACCGAAACUUGGAA
Molecule: messenger RNA, 1478 nt
Organism: Daldinia decipiens
Lineage: Eukaryota; Fungi; Ascomycota; Sordariomycetes; Xylariales; Hypoxylaceae
Product: arad-like aldolase/epimerase
Exons: 4
Coding region: 96-1046 (316 amino acids)
Cellular component (GO): cytoskeleton
Molecular function (GO): actin filament binding
Source: RefSeq, a predicted model, not a curated record